AUGUCGGGAGAAGACUUUACAAAAAAGAAGCUCUGGGGUGGUCGUUUCACGGGAGAAACGGAUCCGGUUAUGCAUGCGUUUAACGAAUCGCUAUCGUACGAUAAGCGCAUGUGGGCCCAGGACAUUCGUGGGUCACAGGCCUAUGCGAAAGCACUCGUCGGCUGUGGAAUUUUGAGUGAAAAGGAAGCAGAAGAAAUUCGCGAGGGACUUGCUCGCGUGGGAGAAGAAUGGAAAAAAGGCACCUUCCAGGCAGCACCCGAGGAUGAAGACAUCCACACAGCGAAUGAGCGACGGCUCAAAGAACUUAUUGGGCCUGUGGCAGGCAAGCUACAUACGGGACGUAGCCGGAAUGACCAGGUCGCAACAGAUAUGCGCAUGUGGCUAUUGGAUGAGGUCGAUGCACUUGUCGCGCUCAUGGCAGACUUGUUACGUGUCAUGGCCAAGCGAGCGGAAAAUGAAGUGGAUGUAUUGAUGCCAGGCUACACGCAUCUUCAGCGUGCACAACCAAUUCGCUGGUCUCACUGGCUUUUGUCGCAUGCGACGUACUUUGCAUACGACUUGGACCGUCUGCGCGCGAUGCGUCCACGAGUCGCGAUGCUUCCGCUCGGGGCGGGGCCGCUGGCUGGGAAUCCAUUUGCUGGCUUGGACCGAGAAGCUCUGGCGAAGGAGCUCGGCUUUGACGUCGUAGGAUCGAACAGUAUGCACAGCGUCUCAGACCGGGACUUUAUUGUUGAGAUGAUGAUGUGGACAUCGCUCUUUUCUGUGCAUGUCAGCAAGAUGGCCGAGGACCUCAUUAUCUAUUCGUCGUCGGAGUUUGGGUUCGUGCAAUUGAGCGACGCUUACAGCACCGGUUCAUCCAUCAUGCCGCAGAAAAAGAACCCAGACAGUUUGGAGCUGCUCCGCGGCAAGAGCGGGCGCCUAUUCGGGCAUUUGAGUGGAUUUAUGAUGUCGCUCAAGGGCAUCCCUUCUACGUACAACAAAGACCUUCAAGAAGACAAGGAGCCGUUGUUCGAUGCUGUGGACACGACGAAGGCGUGCGUACAGAUCCUAACGGGCGUCUUGAGCACUAUGAGCAUCCAUGCUACGAAGAUGCGUGCGGCACUGACCACAGAUAUGCUAGCAACUGAUUUGGCGGACUACCUUGUACGCAAAGGAAUUCCGUUCCGUGAAACGCACCACAUCUCGGGCUCGGCCGUCAAGCUUGCUGAGGACCGCAAGUGUGAGCUAUCCGACCUUACGCUCAGCGAGCUGCGUACGCUCCAUCCCGCAUUUGAGGACGAUGUCAAACUUGUCUGGGAUCCCGAACAGAGUGUGGAGCGCCGAAAUGCCAUUGGCGGUACCAGUCGCCGCGCUGUUCACGAACAGGUCCAAAAGCUCCUAGCGCAUCUUCCCUAA
Malassezia globosa CBS 7966 is the source of this 1395-nucleotide messenger RNA. RefSeq lists its product as uncharacterized. The record is from RefSeq and is a predicted model, not a curated record. Lineage: Eukaryota; Fungi; Basidiomycota; Malasseziomycetes; Malasseziales; Malasseziaceae. The coding region runs from base 1 to 1395 and encodes 464 amino acids. The transcript has a single exon. Gene Ontology annotation, molecular function: argininosuccinate lyase activity. Gene Ontology annotation, cellular component: cytosol.